CUAUUGUUUUUCUCUGUAAAUCGCAUAUAAAGAAGGAAAGAACGCUCGAGAUACCUGGCAGGUUACUUUUGUUGCUUUCUAUGAUGGCAUGGUGGGAGCAGUGGGGGAGGGACGAAGACAAAAUGUUCGAGGAAGCGCUGGUGCUCACGGAGAACGUUCCUAACAGGUUUGAGACUAUCGCCAGCUAUCUUGAGAUGCCGCUCGAGGUUGUGAAGCACCACUACGACGCUUUGGUUCACGAUGUUGAACUUAUCGAAUCGGGUCCUAUCGAUUAUCAAGAUCACCCAGAUGGAAUCCUCUCACCCGAAACUAAACACGUGGAGAAAGAUAAAAAGAGAGGAAGACCGUGGACAGCAAAGGAGCACGGAGAAUUUCUGAAGGGAUUAGGCGAGUUUGGGAGAGGAGAUUGGAAGAGUGUAUCGAGAAAGUAUGUGAAGACAAGGUCUGCAAGGCAAGUCGCAAGCCAUGCACAAAAGUAUUUCCAGAGGCAAGACAUGGAGAAUCAUGCAAAGAAGCGCUCCAGUAUCCAUGAUAUGACUUUGGUUGAUGAUAAUGAUGCUGAUGUUAAUGAAUAAUGAUGCUGAUGAUGUACCCGCCCCUCGAUCCGACUCGGAAGCUACGAUGGACCCGGCACAUUUUGGUCAGCAGACGCCUUAGUUCUAGCUAUCAUCAGUCCCCCGACGAGGUUUUGGGCAUUACAUGAUGAUAUAUAAAGAUGAUGACGAGAGUUUUAGUUGACAAACUUGUUAAUUGAUUGGGGUUUUUGUUCUUGCUUUUUUCACACUUAAAAAAAAAUUGUAAUAGGAAUCAUAAUAUGUUUGGCCUUGUAUACUUUUGUCUUACUCGGAUUUACGAACGCACAUUGUCUUGUUCAUGCUUAA
This is a messenger RNA of Brassica rapa (field mustard), 881 nucleotides long. Its product is annotated as transcription factor SRM1-like. Gene Ontology annotation, molecular function: DNA binding. Gene Ontology annotation, biological process: response to gibberellin; response to salicylic acid. The record is from RefSeq and is a predicted model, not a curated record. NCBI's taxonomy places the organism in Eukaryota, Viridiplantae, Streptophyta, Magnoliopsida, Brassicales, Brassicaceae.